Messenger RNA from Pristis pectinata (smalltooth sawfish), 1591 nucleotides. It is a transcript of the gene drc5, whose product is annotated as t-complex-associated-testis-expressed 1. Bases 71 to 1465 code for a protein of 464 amino acids. Gene Ontology annotation, cellular component: sperm flagellum. Gene Ontology annotation, molecular function: protein binding. The transcript has 3 exons. The record is from RefSeq and is a predicted model, not a curated record. Gene Ontology annotation, biological process: flagellated sperm motility. NCBI's taxonomy places the organism in Eukaryota, Metazoa, Chordata, Chondrichthyes, Rhinopristiformes, Pristidae.
CUCACUUCCCCCACGCUCCAGGCCUCUGUCGUAGACACGGCCCCCCCCUCCCCCCCCCCCCCCCCCACUUAUGACUGCAACCAUGAUCUCCAACCCAUGGGUCACCAAGUACUCGGGGCCAAAUCCGGCAGCUGACCCCAGGAGGAUGAGGAGGAUCAUCGCCGAGGACACCGAGUGGGCCCUGGCCACCGUCCAGCCGCUCACCAACCUCUGCAUCGACCACAUCGUGCAGAACUUUGCCGCGCACCCACUGCUGAACGAGCUCCCGGAGAAGAGCAGGCGCAAGGUGCUGGCCAGGAUCUCCACCAACAUCCCCCUGCAGGUGACGGCCAACCUGGUCAGCGACGAGGGCUACUGGCGCAGGUGCUGCCUGGAGUGUUGGCAAGUGUGUGACGCCUCGCUGCACGGAGGGAGCUGGAAGCACAUGUUCUUCGAGCGCCUGCUGAAGAACGUCAUCGAGUACUUUGUCCCUGACACCACCGACGUGAAGGUGGUACUGGAGCUGAUCCCGCUGUGCAGGAACUACGUAAAGAGGUUGGACAUUGGCCAGCUCCUGCCCCCUGUCAAGCAGACAGCCGAGAAGCUGGACGAUGAGGCGUCGGACACGGGGAGCGAAAGUGAUGGCCCCUCCAUGGACCACUUUGACUUCAGCAUCCUGCUGAGCAAGCUGCCGUUCCUGGAGGAGCUCUCGGUGACCUACGGGGUGAGGGACUGUGGCAUGAACUUCCAAUGGAACAUAUUCCAGUUCACCUACCAAGACUGCUUCUCCCUGGCAAAGGCCAUCCAUGCCUGCAAGAGCCUGAAGGUGCUCAGGCUGCCCCGGAACAGGAUCGAUGAUGAACAGUUGCGGGUGCUGGUCAAGUACCUCCUGAACCACCCCUCGCUGAUGGAACUGGACCUGUCCCACAACCUGAUUGGCGACAACGGCUCCAAGGCCUUGGCCAAGCUCCUGCUCAAGUCCAAGCUGGAGACGGUCAACCUGUGCAACAACCAGAUCGCCGCCUUCGGAGCCAAAGCCAUCUCCUACAAGGUCCGCCGCUUCUCCACACUCCGAUCCCUCAACCUGCGGCUCAACCGAAUUGGCGACGAGGGUGGAGAAGCCAUAGCCCGAGCCCUGGUGAAGUCCUCGGUGGAAGACAUCAACUUGGCCAGCAAUGAGGUGUCGGAGCACGUGGCCGUGGUCAUCUCCGAGGUCCUGAUGAGGAAUCAAACCCUCAAGUCCAUCAACCUCUCCUGCAAUAACAUUGGCCCGGAGGGCGGGAAGCAGCUGCUGGAGGGACUGGCCAUGAACAGGACCCUCCUGGAGUGUGACUUGCGGCUGACGGACAUCGGUCAGGAGAACGAGUUCGCCAUCAGCCAGAUCCUGCACAGCAACAGGGAGCGGAUCCGAGACGCCAUCUGCCACCCAGCCAAGGUCAGCAGGAUCACACGGAUAGUGUCUGACCACUUCCAGGCAUCCAGCUGAAGCCCCUCACUGCUGCCACCCCCUCCAAUUUAAUCCAUGCCCAUGGAGCACUGAGUGUGGCACAGACUGAAAUCUACGGGACUAUUUUUAUACUGUGUGAAUGAAUAAAUCUACUGUUGGAGGGUC